GCCUGGCGGAACAACAGAACGCCAGCGGGGAUGCCGUACUGGGGCGCGGACGAUGCCGUGGCGGAGCUGCGCCGAGCCCUGUCCAACCGCCACGUGCAGGCCGACCGGCUGCGCUACCGCAACGUGCUGCUGCGCGUGAUCCGGCGCAUGACCCAGGGCGUGGAUGUGUCCGGGGUUUUCAUGGAGAUGGUGAAGGCCAGUGCCACGGGGGACAUCGUGCAGAAGAAGCUGGUCUACUUGUACAUGUGCACGUACGCCGCUCUGCAGCCCGACCUAGCGCUGCUGGCUAUCAACACCCUGUGCAAAGACUGCUCCGACCCCAACCCCAUGGUCAGAGGCCUCGCCCUCCGCAGCAUGUGCAGCCUCAGGAUGCCUGGCAUACAGGAGUACAUCCAGCAGCCCGUUCUGAAUGGUCUGCGAGACAAGGCGUCCUAUGUGAGGAGAGUAGCUGUUCUUGGCUGUGCAAAGAUGCAGAAACUCCAAGGUGACACCGAAGUGGAUGGCGUGAUGGUGAAUGAGCUAUACAGUUUGCUUCGUGACCAGGAUCCCAUCGUAGUGGUGAAUUGUCUGAGGGCUCUAGAAGAGAUUCUGAGGCGGGAAGGAGGAGUUGUCAUCAACAAGCCCAUAGCCCAUCACCUUCUUAAAAGAAUGUCUGACUUAGACCAGUGGGGACAGAGUGAGGUGCUGGCCUUCCUGCUGCGCUACAAACCCCGCAGUGAGGAAGAACUCUUCGACAUCCUCAGCUCACUAGAUGGGUCCCUCAAGAGCACCAGCCCCAGUGUUGUGAUGGCAGCCACCAAACUCUUUCUGGUGUUGGCCAAGGACUUCCCACAGGUACAGACAGAUGUACUAGUUAGAGUGAAGGGGCCACUGCUGGCGGCCUGCACCUCCGAGAGCCGGGAGCUCUGCUUCGCUGCCCUGUGUCAUGUGCGCCAGAUCCUGGGAAGCCUGCCUGGCCACUUUAGCAGCCAUUACAAGAAGUUUUUCUGUUCCUACUCGGAGCCCCAUUACAUUAAAUGUCAGAAGAUGGAAGUGUUGUGUGAACUGGUGAAUGAUGAGAACGUGCAGCAGGUGCUGGAGGAGCUGAAGAGUUACUGCACUGAUGUGUCAACCGAGCUUGCCCAGGGGGCCAUCUUCGCCAUAGGCAGCAUUGCCAGGACGUACACAGAGCAGUGUGUGGGGAUUCUAACGGAGCUCCUAGGGCUUAAGCAAGAACAUAUCACUUCAGCUGUGGUGCAGGCUUUCCGGGACCUGGUGUGGCUUUGUCCCCAGUGCACUGAGGCUGUGUGCCAGGCUCUGCCCAACUGUGAGGAGGCCAUGCAGGACAGCGAGGGCAAGCAAGCGCUGAUCUGGCUCCUGGGAGUGCAUGGGGAGAGAGUUCCCAAUGCUCCCUAUGUUUUGGAGGACUUUGUCGAGAAUGUGAGAUCGGAGACGUUUCCAGCAGUGAAGAUGGAGUUGCUGACAGCUUUGGUCCGACUCUUCCUGUUUCGUCCUGCCGAAUGCCAGGACAUACUCGGGCGACUGCUCUAUUACUGCAUAGAGGAAGAGACUGAUAUGGUGGUACGGGACCGGGGGCUGUUCUACUAUCGUCUCUUACAAGCUGGCGUGGAAGAAGCGAAGCAAGUGCUGUGCAGCCCCAAGUCUGAUCCCUCUCUGGGACUCCUGGAGGAUCAGGCAGAGCGACCUGUGAACAAAUGGGCUUCAGAGUUUAACACGUUGGUGCCCAUAUAUGGGAAAGCGCGCUGGGCAGUUGUCACUGCUAACUGGGCAACGGAGCCGCGCUGCGGAGGCUUUCCCUUUGCUGCUCCGAUGACUGCAGGAACAGAGUCACUGAUUUCAGAAGGGAAUAAGGAAGUUCUCCAGGUUCAUUCAGACUCGGCUGGCUUGACUUUAAUCCCCAAGGCACACCUGACUGCAGAGCAGUUUGAGAAGACCUGGCUGAGUCUGGAUGUGAACUGCCAGCAGGCUCUGCCCUGGCAUGGAGCUGCUCACCCAGACACCAUACAGACUGCGCUUCAGGUUGUCCACAUCCAGACUAUUGCUAUGAGCAAAGCUGGUGCCCAGCCAUGGAAAGCCUAUCUCAGUGCCCAGGAUGAGUCUGGCUGUCUCUUCCUAACAGAACUGCUGCUUGAGACCGAGAACUCCGACAUGCAGGUUUCAGUGAAGCAGAGCGAGGAGAGGACUGAGGCGCUGCAACACUUUAUCUCAAUGUUAAGAACUGUAAUGGGGACAGUCCUAGGGCUGAAAUCCUGAUUCCUCUAAGCCCUGCUCGGAGCAGCCUCACUCGGGGUGCAGGGAAGAUCUUUUCUACGGCUCAGCGUGGUGUUACUGAAGUUAAAUUGCUCUUCUUCUAAACUGUUUGUAAGGGCCUUGAACAGCCCCGAUCUGCCUUAGAGCUGCCAUUAGUACCAGUGGGAAUAGUGUGUGGCCCAGGGGCAGCAUAUGGUGCGAGUGUCGCUAGUUUCUUCACAUACUGCAUUAUAACAGGUGCACGGGAAAGAUUCAAAAUCCAUCAAGGUCUCGCAACUCUCAAGGCUGGGGGAUGGAUCAUCAGUCUGGUGCUUCUGAUGGGGUCACUGAGGCAGGAACAACUCCAGUGCUAGUUACAUGAAUAAAAGAAAGAUUUAAUAUUGGAGUCAGAUCUCUCUAGAGAGGACUGGGAAUGUUGUUUAUACCUGUGCUAGAGGGGCAUGCAGUGUAUGUACUCGACGUGCUGCCAUAUGGAGUAUGCAGUGGAGACAGACCCUUAGUGUUCCUUUUCAGGGCUCUGCCGUAAACUACAUGCAGGCUUCUCUCUGUUCAACCACCGCUCCUUAGGGGCUGGGCUUGUUAACUUCAAAAUCCCCAAAUAAAGUCUAUGAAGUUCAA
Molecule: messenger RNA, 2868 nt
Organism: Malaclemys terrapin pileata
Lineage: Eukaryota; Metazoa; Chordata; Testudines; Emydidae
Gene: AP4B1
Product: adaptor related protein complex 4 subunit beta 1
Exons: 10
Coding region: 31-2253 (740 amino acids)
Biological process (GO): vesicle-mediated transport; intracellular protein transport
Cellular component (GO): clathrin adaptor complex; membrane coat
Molecular function (GO): clathrin binding
Source: RefSeq, a predicted model, not a curated record